Molecule: messenger RNA, 8966 nt
Organism: Xenopus tropicalis (tropical clawed frog)
Lineage: Eukaryota; Metazoa; Chordata; Amphibia; Anura; Pipidae
Gene: mboat2
Product: membrane bound O-acyltransferase domain containing 2
Cellular component (GO): endoplasmic reticulum membrane
Molecular function (GO): acyltransferase activity, transferring groups other than amino-acyl groups
Source: RefSeq, marked provisional
GGGAUUUACAAAGUGCCACCACUGUAUAUUUUUGCAAUUUUUGCUUCUUUAGCUUUUGCAUGGCAAGAUUUUCUUUUUUUUUAUUUUUGAAUUGUUAUUUUCCAGGGGUGCCUUUGACUCCCUGUAGUUUUGGCACUGGCAGCGUUUAGUUAGUGCCCUGGAAGUGGCCGAUCGUCCGGCUAGCUGUCAUUUUUUGGGGGGGUUAUUUUUGGUCAUCUCUGGAUGAUUAAAGUGAAGUUCGUUGCCCUUUUCUGGGAGUCUCGGAAUUUGGAGCAGAGCGAAAGCAUCUAGAGCUUAUUCUUCAUCUUUUUUCAUCAUCACAAAGAUUGCCAUGGCUACCAGUACCACUGGCUCCACGCUGCUUCUGCCCCUCAGCAGAGCAGUACAGCUGCCCGUAGAUCAGGUUAACUUCGUAGCGUGCCAAGUCUUUGCCUUGCUUGCUGCUAUUUGGUUCCGCAUCUACCUACAUUCAAGCAAAACUAGUCCCUUAAUCCGACAUGUAGUCGCAACACUGCUGGGCCUGUACCUUGCACUUUUUUGCUUCGGAUGGUAUGCCUUACAUUUUAUUGUGCAAAGCGGAAUUGCAUAUUACAUAAUGAUCGCCGGAAGACUGGAAAACAUGCACAAAUUCUGCUUUGUGUUUGCAUUGGGAUACCUCACUUUGUGCCAAAUUGCAAGAGUCUAUAUUUUUGACUAUGGACAGUAUUCAGCUGAUUUCUCUGGGCCAAUGAUGAUUAUGACGCAGAAAAUAACAAGCUUGGCUUUUGAGAUUCGGGAUGGAAUAUUUUGUAAAGAAGAAGAGCUAACACCAUCUCAAAGGAGACUGGCCGUUAGACGCAUGCCAAGUCUACUGGAGUAUUUAAGUUACAACUGUAAUUUCAUGGGUAUCCUGGCAGGCCCACUAUGCUCAUAUAAAGACUAUAUUGCUUUCAUUGAAGGCAGAUCAUAUCAGCUGAAACAGUUUGAAGCCAACGGGAAAGAAGACCCAAAGCACGAACAAAAAGAACCUUGUCCAAACUCGGCUGUUAUUCAUAAAGUGAUAGUCUCUGCAGUCUCCUUAGCAUUUUACAUGACGGCCACGCGGAUAUUGCCAGUGGAAUACAACAUCGAUGAACAAUUUCAGGAAACAUCAUCGGUCCUCAACAGGAUCAUUUAUCUUUACUUGUCUUUAAUGGCUGCAAGACCAAAGUACUACUUUGCAUGGACGCUCGCUGAUGCUAUCAAUAAUGCUGCUGGGUUUGGAUUCCAAGGCUACGAUAAGAAUGGAGAAGAAAACUGGGAUUUAGUGUCAAAUCUAAAUAUAAAGCAAAUAGAGUUCUCAACAAGCUUUAAGAUGUUUAUCGAUAAUUGGAACAUACAGACGGCACUGUGGCUCAAGAGAGUAUGUUAUGAGCGUGCCACAUACAGUGCCACAGCGAAGACCUUCCUGCUGUCAGCUAUUUGGCAUGGAGUGUACCCAGGAUAUUACAUGACCUUUUUCACUGGCAGCCUGAUGACCCUGGCUGCAAGAAGGAUAAGAAACAAUGCCAGGCACCAUUUUCUGCACUCUUCUGAGCUCAUGUUUGUAUACGAUGUCAUUACCUGGAUUGCAACGCAAGUAGCCAUAAGUUAUACGGUGGCACCCUUUGUACUUUUGUCUGUAAAACCCUCCCUACAGUUUUAUAGCUUCUGGUACUACUGCCUGCACAUUGCCUGCAUAUUGGUGCUGCUCGCAAUGCCAGCUCGGGCAAGGAAAAAGGGUAGAGAAGAAGAGAAGGCACCCAUCUCUCAGCCAGUGGGCCACCAGAGAACAGAAGACAAUAUCUCAGAACAGAACAGCCAUUCCACCACAAACAACAACAGCAAUCAGAGGGAAGAGACAGCCUGGCGACGUCCCAGUGCUGCCCAAUGACAGGGGAAUAGCCUUUUGUAUGUUUUUUAAAUUCCAUUUUUUUAGAACCUCUAACUGGUUUGUAAUUGUGCACAGGACAUGAUGGUAUUAACAAUACAUUCUAUGUAAGGAUCCAAACGCAAAGGAAGAUCGUUAACCCCGCAAUGCCUCGCCACGUGGGCCUAGCCUUACACAUAAUAUUUCCAUUAUUUUAUAAUGGGCACUCAGGACUUGUAACAUGCGUCCCAAGGGCCAAGUUAUGUACGUGUUCCUUUGAUGAGCGUAUGUUGUCUAACGGCAUUGUAGGGGUUAAACGAUAACGUCACUGAAAUGUAGAUAACUAGAAAAAUCCUGUUCAGCCCUUUGCCUUAAUCCAUCCACGUACUGAAUGGAAUUACUAGGCGGUGCGCCCAUGUGUACAUUUUGUCAUUUCUACAAGCGCGUCGCCAACGAAGAUAGUGAUUUCCGCCUACUAAAUUUGUAAAUGAAAUUAGUAAAUAGAAAUAUACUUGAAGCAAAAAUAGUGGACAGCUGCACGGGUUAAAAACCGAACCAGUUCAUUUGGAAAGACCUUUUUGUACAAUAGCAAUAUGGAAUGCUAUCUGCUGCCAUUUCUAAGGGAAAAUAUAUUGCCCGGGGUUCUUGUUUAAUAGAAAUCAUGAUACAUUUUAAAGACUGGAAUUCUGCAUAAUGUGUCUCUCUCUGGUUGAUGUACUACAAUGCCAGUGUCCCUUGCCAGCCAGCAGAUGUAGUCCAACAAUGGCCGGGGAGCCAUACGUUUUGUUAACUGCAUGGUAUGUUGCAAGUGUCAGCUACAAGAAUAUUGUAUUACAGUAAGUAGCUGGUUUUGUUAGUGACCUAGGUAUUGUAUCCAGGCAUUGGUUUGCUAGCCCCAGAAAUGAGAGCUAUGUAUGGCGGCAGGAUUUCUAAUUCACAAUAUACAAAAAUUGGAGGCCAAAGGUUUAUGACUUCUUCAGCUUGCAUGGGAAUUGGGGUUGCAGCUCUGUAAGCUAUAGAAGUGCCGUUUCAUGGUACCCAGGAGAGUACCCUGUAUACAGUAUUUGGUAUACAAAGGGAGCUUAGGACAGAACUAGCUCAUACAGUUGGCUCAUACAACAGCAGCUUUGGAGUCUAGAAGGUUAUAAAGUUACUGCUUUACUUAUUAGUUCAUACAGAGUUAUCAAUAGGAAGAGUAAUAUCAUGGGUGAUUGAUACCCAGCUCGAAUAUAAGCCUUUACUGGUAAAGCAUUCCAGGGCAAAACAGACUUGACUAUCGCCAUUAUUUAUGUAACUUAAGGCUGCCCAGCAUAUUGCCUAACUUCUGAUGAUAGGCGCUAGAAAUGGAACUUCAAUAAGAACUGAAUGCACAGGUUGGGCUAUGCUGAUGGAAAGAGUGUAGCCAUGUUGCCCCAGUGUGCCGUCUAGCCUUGGCAUAACUGUUAUUCCUCCUACCUACUCUCAAACACUGCUCUUCAGGGUAUCUUGGACAACUGACUCUUUUUAGUCCUCCUAAAGACAGCUCUGGUGCUACCUUUUCUAAAGGAAUGGAGAUUAAAUGUUUAAGGACGGAGUCAUGUCUGGACUGGGAUUCAGAAUAGGCCCUGGCAUUUCAAGUCCACAGAGGCCCAAACAGCCCCCAGCAGCCCAAUAAAUAGUGACUGUCUAUGGCAUCUUACAGCAGCCCCUCUUUGCCAGAAUCCAUAGAUUUCUAGUCUGGGCCUGGACUGAGUGAGAGAGGUGAAGCUCCUUUUGUUAAAGGGGUGCAUUGUACAAGCCAAACAGUAUAUAUAGAUAUUUCCGAAGGUGACUGACCCAUAUGUAGGACAGUAGCUGAUUGUGCAUGCUGUCCUUCUUUCUUUACCUAAUGAGAUAAAGAAAUAAGGCUGGCAGGUUAAUGGUUUGUCCAGGGGCAGUAUAUAAGUUAGGUUUUGGAUCUGAUUUAUAGCCACCUAAGGAAGUGUACUUAUGAGGGCAAGGCAGUCAUUCCACUUGGCAGUUUAUGAUGAUUGGUUUAUGUAUUGGUGCCAGGCAAAAAAAAUAUUUUGGCAUUACUGGACAAAACCAUAUUUCUACAUAGAGCAGUUGUCACACAGCUGGUAUAAUAGAAGAAAAGGGAGUUUGCUGUAAAUUACAGCAUUAACAUUUGCCCCUAAAUGUCCUGUGUAAAUCCCCUGUUUAGAAAGUGGCACAAUGGGCAUUUAUGCAUUUAAAUACAGGUAUGGGACCUGUUAUCCAGAAUGCUUGGAAACUCUGGAUAAGGGAUCUUUCCAUAAUUUGGAUCUCUAUGCUUUGCUUUAAAUCUACUAAAAAAUAAAUUAAACAUUAAAUACACUUAAUAGGAUUGUUUUGCCUCCAAAAAGGAAUACUUAUAUCUUAGUUGGAAUCGAGUACAAGGUUCUGUUUUAUAAUUACAGAGAAAAAAUGAAUUAUUUGAUUAUAAUGGAGUCAAUGGAACAUGGCCUUCCUGCAAUUCUGAGCUUUCUGGGUAACUGGUUUCUGGAUAACGAAUCCUAUACCUGUACUAACACUAUUUUAAUAGGGUUUGUUGUUGGAUGGAAAGGUUUGGACAUAACUGCCUUAGUGGAGUUGACUACCCUUGUCAUCGUGGUUCAGGGAUCUUUAACCUCUGCCUCAGCAACUUUUGCUAAAUAACAACUCCCAACAUCCCCUUAUUUGCUGGGGGCUUUAGCCCAGUGGUUACUGCUAAUGCUAACACUAAGUUGCUUUAUUUUCACUGUACAUAAUAUCUGUAUUUUAAACCAGUUUCAACAUCUAUUAGCAUUUGCCGUUUAAUAAUUGCCCAGUCAAACGAUGCAUUAAUUAAAGAUUACAAUUAAAGCUAUUCAGGGGCCUAAGCUGAUGACUGUACAGGAAUAAAUAGGAAUAAUAGCUUGGGGCUGCCCCACGCAACCACCGCCUGCAGUUCUUGCAGUUAAAAGCUUCCACUUCAGUCAAAAAAAGGCACAUAAACAUGACACUGUGCAUUACACACAAGAGCCUGAUGGCUUUGUUUAAACCCAAGGCUGUGUCUCUCCAAACAAACCUCAAAUAACCCUGAAAAUAUUAACGUUGCCAUAUUUCCUGAAGGCAGAAAACCAAAGCAGACGCCAGGAUGAGCAUACAGCAGAAUAAAGGCGUUUGCUGGAGGGAAGAAGUGCGAUAACAUUGCGAUAAAGCAGAGCUGUAUUAGACUAUACCAUAAUCAAUAGUAAGAUAUCUGUUUUAUUUGUCUUAUAGGUAAGUAUAGACCCAUUCAAACCCAUACACUAGGCCUCAUAGUGUAACCACCAUUAUACUUCCAGUUUACAUUGUUGCUGCCCACCACUUCUCUUAAGCCCAGAACCUAGAACCUGUACAGAGGUGCAGGAACUCCCUACUUACAGUUUGAAGGAAGUUGUAAAUUAAGAAGUAUACUGCUGCUGGCUAUGCUACCGCUAAACAGAGCUGUCCCCCCAUACACACGCUGGGGGUCAUGCAGAGUAGAUGUAGGUAGGAACAAUAUGGCAACUAACAAAUGGGUUAGUGCACCUGUGCGACUUUGCCCACUGUUUGUAAAUGACCCUAGAAAUUACUGCUCGCACAGUAGAAACUUUUCCCCCCUUACCUGGCAAUAUAGCUGUAAUAUAGAGUAAGCCAAAGUUUACUUUCCCUUAGAUAUUUCAUUUAAGCAUAGAUCAGAACAUUUCAUUUAUUUUUAUGCAGCUCAAGCAUUUAAGUAUAUAGUAUUACCAAUGGUCUUCAGCGCAUUUUGGCCAUAUGGCCCAAGUGGGUGCUCUUCUUGUGUCCUGUUUUGUUGGGCUGGUGUAUUCGUUUUUGCCUUUAUGUUUCUGAUAGCACCCAAGACUUUACUCUGAACACUGAAAUAAAACUUUUGGGUAUGGAGGGAAGGACUGACGUCACAUCCAGUCAAAUGAAUCCGUCCAGAUUAAAUUUUCUUUUAUUAAGGGAAUAAAUGUCUGUCUGUCUGUAAGAUUUAUGUAGAGUACGUUGUGUGGAGCAAAACUGAUUUAAGUGCAGGACUGUUACCUUUUUAAGAGGUGACUGCGAUAUAGGGCAACCCACCACUUGGUGUCUCUUUUCCACUGCGGGCAACAGCAAGAUCACUAGAACUUCUAAAUGAUUAGUUUGCCUUUAAAUCCUUGGCCUUGUUCCAUGAUCAGAGUUACUAUAUGCUGUGGUCUUAUUAGAAGAUUAUAGGAGAUAUUAAAUGGGUUGUGAUGGAGCAACAUUUGCUUGGUCUGCUGACCAGAUGAGCCAGUCUUGUGAUUCCUUUCUGAUAAUUUUCCAGAAGCAGCUUCUGCUUUUUGACUGGCCCAAAGCCAGGGGCACACACAAUCACGCUCCUUAAUGCACAGCAAGUAAAUAUUUUGCCACAUUGAAGGAGAUAUGUUCAGAUAUAACAGUUUUAAUUACAAUUUACAAAUGAUCAGCAAUGCAGUAAGGUGUGGGAAGGUAAAGAGUGUAAUAUGUGGAUUUUAGGUUCAGACUAGAAGCCAUAAUUCACAGAAGCUCCUAAAAGGAAGGUUUGUGUUAGGGGAAUGACUUUUCUUUCCAAUGGAGAAUGGGUUUUUGGUUUCCACAUAGCAAAAUAAUAGAUAGUUAGUUCAGGGGCAGAAGCAGUCUUAGGUGCAAAAUGUGUGCAAAUAUGCAUGGAAACGCCAUACCUAGAAGGAGCAAUGCACCCAUUACUGUGAGUCUUACACUAGGUGCAGCACCCUAAGGCACAGUGGAGCCUUAUACCUGGUACUGCCCAGGUGUUCCAUACAGUACAGGGCUCCCUUGCUCCACUCAUAGGGCCCCUGUAAUGGUGCAGAUGCAACUUGCACUAGCAAAACUUGUAUAUGAUAUUGCACAGAAUUUAAGGCAACGUUCAAUGGGCACAAUUAUGUUGGGAAUCUGGGGGAAAAAAAACAAAUGAGAUUGUACUGUGUUCCCAUUAAAGCCAACAAGAAAUGCUAAAACGUGCCCUUCAGUGUAAGGGCUUAUUGCCUUAAGCAUUAAUGUGCCCUUUACUAUUCAGUUUUAAUUACAAGAUUACAAGAUUAAAAUAGCCAUUGGGACACACUAUACCUCUCAUUGUGACUUUGUGCAUGUUAUUAUGACUGUUUGGUUGUGUGUGUGGGGUGGGGGUAAUUACUCUUGUACGUUAUGGUUAAAGCAUAACACAAAUGGGUCUUGGCUCAAAAGAUUGAGACAUUUAUAUCUUACAUUUUCCCCACCAUUGUUAUUGUAGAGCAGCGAGAACAAAUAGAUGUAGGCCACAAAUACAGUAUAACUGAGACACAAGACCUCUGAACGGCAAGUGGGCAGAUCUUUCUACACUGGAUGCAAAAUCACAUCGCCCAUUGUUAAUCUGAACCUUUUGAGCCACGUGUGCUUCUUAGAUUUUGUCAUAGGCACAUUCAAUGCAAACAAAAAGUUGUUCUUGGGCAACUGGGACCAGGCUUUUUUAUUUCAUAAACCUUAUAUAUAGAAAGUUUUCUGCAGCUUUGACAUCCAGUAUAUGUAGAUUUGUACAACAUUGAAAUGUUGUCAGGAUACCAAACAUACACUCACACUGCUCAACCCACCAGCUGGACCUCUCUCUUCAUAUUACCUGAAAUGGUCAUUGGUGCCAUGGAGUUUCAGCCCACAAUAUUGAUAUCCUACGGUUCUUUUAGAUGCAGAAGUAGGAAUGCAGCCCAAGACCACUGACAUAUAAGUAUUGAUGGUAUUUCCUAGAGUGAAACAGUCUAAAGAACUGAACUACAAGUAUAUGAAGUCUGUGUUCAAUCAGGGGUAUAAUGAAAACCUGGAUUCAUACUGGUCCUGGAGAGUAAAUUAAGGAACACAUCUCUACAAUUGAAAGACAAAUCAAGUUUAUUCCAUUACUGUUUAGAAUUAGAUCUUUGGUUCUUUAUUGACUGGGACCCAAAUCAAGUGUACAGCGGAAGGUGCCUUGACUAACAUUCCAACAUGAAUAAUUCAUUGGGAAGAGACAGGGAUUGUGUAUUUAACAUCACACCUUCAAGCUGCAAAAGGAUGGAGUAAGAAUGAACAGAUCAGCAGUCACAAAUCCUUUUGGAGAGAAUCUUUCCUUCGUGUUUGUGCAAUAAAUAUCGGCAGCCAUUACCAAUAGAUGGAGGACACUUUAUCUAGACCUUCAGUUUCAAUAGCUCACCAACUCAAUCCACCUAAAGGAGAAGGAAACUUAUAAUCAGUGGGGGGGUGCCAAAUGUUAGGCACCUCCUCCAGUUCCCGUGAUUAUAUUUAUUUAACGGAUACCCUGGGCCUGUACUCCUGUUAGCAGAUAAUGGCCUGGGGCCUGGGUAUUCCUGGAGAAGCACCAUGGAGUGCUGUAUAUUGUCCAAAAUGGGCUCUCAGUGGUAAGGUUGCCUUACAUUUAAGGGGUUUCAAUUUAAAGGGGUUGUUCACCUUUAAUUUAAAUUUUAGUAUGAUGUACAGAGUGCUAUUCUGUGACAAUUUGCAAUUGGUCUUCAUUUUUGGUUUUUUUUAAACGAUUGUGCUUUUUGUUCAGCAGCUUUCCCGUUCAGAAUUUCAGCAGCUAGGAUCCAGUUUAACAUAGCAACCUGGCAGUGGUUUGAAAGGGACACAAGAAUAUGAAUAGAGGAGGGCCUAAAUAGAAAGAUACUGUAAGUUCAGGUAUAGGACCCAUUAUCCAGAAUGCUCGGGACCAAGGGUAUUCCGGAUAAGGGGUCUUUCCGUAAUUUGGAUCUCCAUAGCUUAAGUCUACUUGAAAAAACAAUAAAGUAAUAAUUAAACCCAAUAGGAUUGUUUUGCCUCCAAUAAGGGUUAAUUAUAUCUUAGAUGGCAUCAAAUACAAUGUUUUGUUUUAUUAUUACAGAAAUAAAGAAAAAUCAAUUUUAAAAAUCUGAAUUAUUUCAUUAAAAUGGAGUCUAUGGGAUACAGGCUUUCUGUAAUUUGGAGCUUUCUGGAUAUUGGGUUUCCAGAUAACGGAUCCCAUACCUGUAAUACAAAGUAACAAUUACAAUAAUAUUGUUGCCUCACAGAGGAGUUGUUUUUUUUGGCUGCUGGGGUCACUGACCUCCAUUUGAAACCUGGAAAGAAUCAGAGGAACGCAAAUAAUUAAAAAAAA